Messenger RNA from Acaulospora morrowiae, 135 nucleotides. The record is from the annotation of a GenBank genome assembly. Lineage: Eukaryota; Fungi; Glomeromycota; Glomeromycetes; Diversisporales; Acaulosporaceae.
UUGGUGGGGAAUUGGAAUGUGAAGGUGUUGUGACAAGGAAGGGUAUUAAGUUAGUUGUGGAUGUUGUCAUGAUUAAAAGAGGCAUGGAAGAAGAGUCAAGCCUGGGUCAGGUACUGGUCUUCGAUAAGUGGCAAA